Coffea arabica (coffee) is the source of this 3127-nucleotide messenger RNA. The record is from RefSeq and is a predicted model, not a curated record. NCBI's taxonomy places the organism in Eukaryota, Viridiplantae, Streptophyta, Magnoliopsida, Gentianales, Rubiaceae.
CUAACUGUAAAACAGUGCAGAAAGAGUUGAGGUGACGUGGAUAUAGCUGGGACCAGCCACUUGUUAGGACAUGAGGUUUCUUGUUGGCACUAAUUCCUGAUGGUUUGGUCGAGAGAUUGUGGACAUCAGCCAAUCUAAAUGCUGUCUUUUAUCUCCAAAACCAAGCUAUUCCGCUACCUUCAUACACUGCCACCGCCACCCAAAACAGCCAGCAAGAAAAGAGCAGCAGAGCAGAACUGCUUAGCCCUCUUGGAACUCUGCAACAACUUCCCAAAACUGUCCCAAAUCCACACUCACAUUCUGAAAUUAGGCCUUCAAACGAACCCACUUGUCCUCACCAGGUUGGCCUCCACGUCUUCUGACCUCAAUGCCAUUGAUUAUGCUUCCUCCUUCAUUUUUGGCCUUGAUGCCAAAACCCAUCUCUAUGAUACCUUCCUUUUCAACACUGUCAUCAGGGCUUAUGCUCAAACAAAGGAUUCAAAGCAGAAUGCCCUGAUUUACUACAAAAUUAUGCUUAAAGAUUGCAUUUUUCCUAACAAAUUUACGUACCCGUUUGUUCUUAAGGCCUGUGCUGGCAUUGGAGAGUUGAGUUUAGGCCAAAGUGUUCAUGGGUCUGCGGUGAAAUAUGGUUUUAGUGAUGAUAUUCAUGUUUUGAACACCAUGGUUCAUAUGUAUUGUUCUUGUGGCGGAGGAAUUGAGUUCGGCCGGAAAGUGUUUGAUGAGAUGCCUAAAUGUGAUUCAGUGUCGUGGAGUGCGAUGAUUGGCGGGUAUGCCAAGUUGGGCAUGUCAAGUGAGGCAGUGGGGUUGUUUAGGAAAAUGCAGAUUGCUGGAGUGAGGCCUGAUGAGGUUACUAUGGUGUCAGUGUUGUCUGCUUGUACUGAUUUGGGUGCACUUGAGCUUGGGAAGUGGGUGUCUUCCUAUAUUGACAAGGAGAAGGUUCCGAAGAGUGUGGAGCUAUGCAAUGCGUUGAUUGACAUGUUUGUCAAGUGUGGCGAUGUUGACAAGGCUUUGAAGUUGUUUAGGAACAUGGCUGAGAAGGACAUUGUUUCGUGGACUUCUUUGAUUGUUGGUAUGGCAAUGCAUGGCCGUGGUUUGGAGGCCAUUUCAUUGUUUGAGGACAUGAGGAGUUCUGGAAUAGUGCCUGACGAUGUUGCUUUUAUAGGAUUGCUCAGUGCUUGUAGCCAUUCUGGUUUAGUUGAGAAAGGCAGGCAGUAUUUUGAUUUGAUGUUGAAGGAAUUCAGAAUUGUGCCCAAGAUAGAACAUUAUGGGUGCAUGGUUGAUCUGUUAAGCAGGGCCGGACUUGUUAAAGACGCAUUGGAGUUUGUUGAGAGUAUGCCCAUUGAGCCAAAUCCAAUCAUUUUGCGAGCACUAAUCACUGCCUGCCGUGCUCAUGGUGAGCUCAAACUCAGUGAAAGCAUGACUAGGAAGCUCAUAAAACAGGAGCCCAUGCUCGAGUCCAAUUAUGUCUUGCUGUCUAAUAUCUAUGCAAUAUCGUUAAACUGGGAGAAAAAAACAACAAUUAGGGAGGUUAUGGGGAAAAAGGGAAUUAGAAAAACUCCAGGUAGCACCAUGUUUGAGCUGGAUAAUGAGAUUUAUGAAUUUGUUGCCGGAGAUAAAACUCAUAAUGAAUACAAAGAAAUUUAUGAAAUGUUGGACGAAAUGGGGAAGGAGAUGAGAAGGGCUGGAUAUGUUGCUACCACUUCUGAAGUUCUACUUGAUAUUGACGAGGAAGACAAGGAAGAUGCUUUAAACAGGCACAGUGAGAAGUUGGCUAUUGCAUUUGCCCUUCUGAAGACACCUCCUGGAACUUCUAUUCGCAUUGUGAAAAACUUGCGUGUUUGUGAGGAUUGUCAUACUGCUACUAAGUUUAUCUCCAAGAUCUACAAUAGGGAAAUAGUGGUCAGAGACAGAAACCGUUUUCACCACUUCAUAGAUGGGUUAUGCUCAUGUAAAGACUUCUGGUGAAACAGUGGAGAGAAUUUUGCUUGCCCAUAUUUUGGCUGUUUACACUUUGUCCAGUGGUGGUACAUCACAAGCAAGCAGCUGGCAAAUGGCAGCACUACACGUACGUUAUAUCAAAUAGCACUAGAGACUGGUUGAGUAUUUCUGGUUUUGGCAGUCUUCAUUAGUUUGGGGACCCUAAUGGCAGUUUCGGUUCUGAAGUAAGUCAGACCUGGGCUUAUGGAAUUUGUUCUGUGUGCGCGCUUGUUGCCACUUAACAUUUCUGUUUGAAACUAAAUGGUACAAAUUUAAGAAGUGUUCAGAAAUUCCCAUAGUCCACAUUCUUCAAGUCAUCAUGGCAGCUACAAAGAGAAGAGGCCUUAAAUUCCUGCAAAUAGUGAGAGAAUGUAAGAAGACUCUCAAGAAUAUUCAAAAUCCCUCACUCAGAUAAAUUCCGAUAUUUAGUUUGCAUUCUAUAGAACUUUUGUGCUUAUUAGUCCGUCUACUAGACAUUAUUCCUAUGAAAGAAAGUUCCAUGAACUCCAUGUUAUUCUUCAAUGAUGAAAAGAAGCCAAAAAAAAAAAAAAAGAAAGGGGUCCACAUCCUUGAAUCCAAAUCCUUGGGAACUUUCAUCUUUGACAAAAGUGGAGGAAGUAAAAAUGAUGAUCAAAACUGCUACCUAUCUGGGGAAGAUGGUCAGAUGAUGGCCUUCUCAGUAGAAGCUAUCACAAUGGGAAGAUACAUGGGAAACUUGAAAUUCCUGCUGCCUCUUUUGCUAUCAAUUUUGUAAUAGCAAUAUUGAUUGGUCGGCACUUUAUGGCCCUCUGCUAGUUCCUUUUAUGGGAAAAAAGUAGGAAGGAAAACCAGGUAAUGCUUCUAAUCCUGAUACUCUCCAGGCUAUUCCAAAGCAAGGGCAAGACAGUUCAGAUAAUACAGUCUGUGACGAAAUCAUAUGGCUGUGCCGUCAGGGCGGGCAGUGCUGCUGUUUGGCAGUCCCGCUUUGAUCCUGACUUGUUAGUCAUCCGCGAGUACUCGAGACUCUUAUUACCAAUCAUCAUUAGCUUAAACGCAGAUGAUUCUUUGAUCCUUGUGACGAUUAAUCAUGUAAAAUGCAUCAUGCCUAGAUGAGCUAUUCAUUGUCAACCACUGAGUAAACUAGUACGAAAGACUGCUUGAUUUUCUCUAA